AUGGGUGUGACCGGCCUCUGGACGGUCUUGCAGCCCUGUGCGAGGCCUAUCAAGCUAGAGACGCUGAAUAAGAAACGCCUGGCUGUCGACGCGUCAAUCUGGAUCUACCAAUUCCUGAAAGCCGUACGUGACAAAGAAGGAAACGCUCUUCGAAACUCUCACGUUGUUGGUUUUUUCCGAAGAAUCUGCAAGCUAUUGUACUUUGGCAUCAAGCCUGUGUUUGUCUUUGAUGGCGGCGCCCCGAUCUUGAAGCGGCAGACGAUCGCCGCGCGAAAAAAGAGACGGGAAGGCCGAAGAGAAGAUGCAACAAGGACUGCUGGGAAGUUGCUUGCUGUUCAAAUGCAGCGAACUGCAGAAGAAGAAGCAGAGUCACGACGACAAAAGAGAAAUCGUCCUUCUGGUGAAGAGCAGCCAAUACCGGACGUGCCUGUGUACGCGGACGAAACUUUCAUGACUGAGCAAGAAAAACAGAAGGCUCGAAAAUUCAAGAAAAAAGAUCAAUACCACCUGCCAAAUCUGGAUGUUUCUCUCGAAGAAAUGGGGGCUCCCAAUGACCCUCGAAUCAUGUCCCAGGAGGAGCUUGAAGAAUAUGCGCGGCAAUUUCAUCGUGGUCAAGACAUCAAUCUCUACGACUUUUCCAAGAUAGACUUUGACGGACCAUUCUUUCUGAGUCUUCCUGCAACAGACCGAUAUAACAUUCUCAAUGCAGCACGGCUGAGAAGUCGUCUCAGAAUGGGCUACUCUAAAGAGCAACUCGACACCAUGUUUCCAGACCGAAUGGCCUUCUCAAGAUUUCAAAUUGAACGGGUUGCAGAACGGAACGAUUUGACUCAACGGCUCAUGAACAUCAACGGAAUGAAUGGCGAGGACGCAUUUUACAAGUCUGGGCAGCGAAUCGCUGGCGAGCGCGGUCGAGAGUAUGUUCUGGUCAAAGAUAGCCAAAACGAAGGCGGGUGGGUCCUCGGUGUUGUGGGUAACAAAGAAGCCGGACGUGAGGAUAAGCCCAUCGACGUUGAUCAGUACGGGCAAGCGGAGCACAUAUCUGAUUCAGACGAAGUUUCGGAUGAUGAUGAAUUUGAGGACGUGCCAAUCGAGGGGAUCAAUCGACUUCCGAAGCUACCAUUCCUUCGGGAAGGUGCGUUUGACGAGUCCCUUCAACAGGCCAGAGAAGACUUGGACAUGCAAAAGGUCUUGUUUGAAUCGCGGCAGAGUGUUCAGAGAGCCUCUUCACUGGAUUUCGAUGAUGAUGCACUUUUUGUGAAGAAGGAUCAGAACGCACUCCCGCUCCCUCGUCGCGGUGAUUCUGAUGUAUUUGAAGAGGACCAUGACGAUGAGCUGGAGAGAGCAAUUGCUCUCUCCCUACAGCCCGCUGAGGAUGCGGAUGAAGACAUGCCCGAUCUCUCAAUCAAUCGAGACACUCGAAGUACAAUACGUGCAGGAAUAGCACCAGAUCACGCUUCUGAUACAAGCGAAGACGAUAUGGACUUUUCAGCCGCAGUCGCACAGACCAAGAUCACCCAGAAGAAACCUCUCAUCGACAAUCCUUUCUCGGGGCCCCUCCCUUUCGAGUCCAUCUCGCUCAAGAAGCCCGAUCCAAUCAAAUCCAAGUCCAAAGAAGAUGAGAAACUAGAUGACGAUGCCGGCGGAUUUCUCAAAGAGCCCGAAGAUGCGAAAAAGAAGACCGAGCCGCUGCCACCUUGGUUCUUCACUGGCAAAGUGAGCGAGGGUUUUAUCGCUGAACCAAGCUUUGAGGAGGACAAGGAUCAACAUGAAAUUGAUAACCUUGUAGUCUUCCCUAAGAAACAAUCUCCUGAAAUAAUCGACGUGGAUGACACGCCGGGAGCCGCGGAAGUCAUUGACCUGGAAGCGGAUGAGGACACGGAUUUGAACACGUCUGCAGACCCUGAUAAAGCUAACUUGAUGAACGCUGCACCAGGUCCUAGGCAGGAAGCGCAUGUUCAAGAUAACCUCGCUUCAGAUGUUGCCGAUGACGUGGCCCACGGCCACCCUCAGGCAGAUCGCCCUAAGGAAGAGGAGCCUGCCAUCAUUUUUGAAGGAGAGAAACUCAGGACGCCAUCUCCUGAGGUCGAAAUGUCUCCUGAACCUGAAUUCGAGGAUGUCGUACCUCCUUCUCCUCCUCCCAUCCAUAUCUCAGCACAAUCCUCCGGGCCGGCCUCGAUGCCUGUUGCUGGAGCUGAACUGUCGAGCGAGGCCAAAUUUGAACUCGCAUCAGAGCAUCCAGGUCCUGUGCCAUUUGAUCAAGGUGACGACGACUUCAGUGACCCUGAGGAUGAGGAUCUUAUGCGACAACUAGCGGCCGAGGGCGAAGAACAUGUCCGGUUCGCCCAGACUCUGAACUCGGAUAUUAUGCUCAAUGAAGUCGACUACGAGAAGGAGCUGAAGCAGCUUCGCAAUCAGCAGCGCAAAGAUCGGCGCGAUGCGGAUGAAGUCACGCAAAUUAUGAUCAACGAGUGUCAACAAUUACUACGCCUCUUUGGACUGCCGUAUGUUACCGCGCCGAUGGAGGCGGAGGCUCAGUGCGCCGAGCUCGUGACAUUGGGGCUCGUGGAUGGCAUCGUCACCGACGACAGUGAUACUUUCCUCUUCGGCGGUACUCGAGUGUAUAAGAACAUGUUCAACCAAAGCAAAUUUGUAGAAUGCUAUCUUGCAUCUGAUCUGGAAAAGGAGUUUGCUCUUCACCGAGGGAAGUUGAUCAGUUUUGCACAUCUGCUCGGUAGCGAUUACACCGAGGGCAUCCCGGGAAUCGGUCCCGUCAAGGCGCUCGAAAUCAUCACGGAAUUUCCCAAUCUUGCCGAAUUCCGAGAGUGGUGGACAGAACUUCAGAUGGGUGUGAACCAGGCCGACGACACCCACGCCGCCUUUCGGAAGAAGUUUCGCAAACAAGCCUCCAAGAUCUUCCUGCCGCCGACAUUCCCGGACACCCGUGUGGAUGAGGCCUAUCUACAUCCUGAAGUGGACUCGGAUCCAUCGCCAUUUCAGUGGGGCGUUCCUGAUCUGAAUGGUCUGCGACAAUUUCUCAUGGCCACCAUUGGCUGGAGUCAAGAACGGACGGAUGAAGUUUUGGUGCCCGUGAUUCGGGAUAUGAAUCGCCGAGCUCAGGAAGGUACACAGUCCAACAUCACCCAGUUCAUGCAGGGGUCGCUCGGGGCGGGGGCAUUUGCACCUCGAGUACGCCCCGGGGGCCCUAGUCGAAUGGAGAAGGCCUUUGGGCGCCUACGGCAAGAAGCACGUGGAGAUCCCAUAGCACCUUCGGCCGAGCCAGCUUCCGCCCCGGUAACCUCCCCUUUAGAUGGAAGCGAUUCGGAUGAGGACGACACGCGCGAGGAGUCGAGCUCUGGAAAACGUGCGGCCACCAAGAACGCGGGCACGCGUGGCAUCAGCAAAAAGCGCAAGACUCGUGGCGCAUGA
This is a messenger RNA of Penicillium oxalicum, 3429 nucleotides long. RefSeq names its product ssDNA endodeoxyribonuclease RAD2. Bases 1 to 3429 code for a protein of 1142 amino acids. The record is from RefSeq and is a predicted model, not a curated record. Lineage: Eukaryota; Fungi; Ascomycota; Eurotiomycetes; Eurotiales; Aspergillaceae. Gene Ontology annotation, molecular function: single-stranded DNA binding; DNA endonuclease activity. The transcript has a single exon. Gene Ontology annotation, biological process: nucleotide-excision repair. Gene Ontology annotation, cellular component: nucleus.